AUGGCACUCACAAGUCUCCUUUGGGACGUGGUGGGCAGAAGCAUGACUUGGAGUCGUCUUCUGCCAGCUUCUGUUGCAUUGGGGACAGCGUAUUUCAUCGGCCGAGCAAUUUACAAUCUCUACUUCCACCCGCUCUCUAAAUACCCAGGGCCGAAGCUUGCCGCGGUUACCGAUCUGUGGUGGGCAUAUGCUAGUACAACGGGCAGAUACCCGUGGAUAAUCGAGGAUGUCCUGAAGACUUAUGGAAACGUUGUGCGCAUUGCUCCAAACGAGUUUGUGUUCAUCACGCCACAGGCAGCGAAAGACAUAUAUCUCGCACAGGAGAAAAAUCUCGAACUCUUCGUUCAAGUCGGCUACGACGCUUUGGACACAGGCGACGGUGGGAUUUCGGGGGAAACCAAUCCUGUGAGACAUCGGGAGAUCGCUAAAAAGCUUGCCCCUGCUUUCAGCACAAGGAAUCUGAGGGCUAAAGAAGCCGCUAUCCACAAACACAUUGACAUUUUUGUGAAUAGGAUGAAGGAUUUCGGGGGUGAUGAGAUAGGGGCAGACAUGAGACGUUGGGCGGAGUGGCUAGGGCUGGAUUUGGCCGCGGACAUGACAUACUGCAUCGACAUGGGCCAUUUGCGAGACAUGAAGGACUCAGUGCUUGUUCGUUCCACGUUCAAGUUGAACAUGUUCAUACUGAUGAGCCAGAUCGUGCGGAAGUUCCGCCUGUUGACACCCUUAGCAUACUUGACAAUACCUCCUUCCGUCUGGUUCGACAUGUUUCAGCUUCUGAAAAUGAACACUGACGAUGUUCAGACGCGGCUGAAAAAUCGGCACAACAUAGAGCAUUUGGAUUACUUCGAGCAGUUGGUCCCGGUAAAUCAACCAAUACCUCAGGGUGAGAAGGAAAUCUAUCAUCUACAAAACGUAGCAUGGCAGUUACUUCUAGCCAGCUGGCAACCUUUGGCUAAUCAGUUCUACUCUUUGCUCUUAUUCCUCCUCAAGGAACCCGAUGCCUAUGCAACACUGGUAAAGGAAGUCAGGGAGCAGUUUUCAGCCUACGACGCCAUCAAGUUGGAUUCGAUAGAACGUCUUACGUACUUACAGGGCUGUGCGAAUGAAAGCUUUCGGCUGCACCAAGAAACAACUGACGGCUUGCCGCGCAUUAGCCCUGGUGCUCUGGUGGAUGGAACAUACAUACCCCAAGGAAUUACUUGUCAAAUCAGCUACUUUGCAGCGGCUAGAAGCCCGCGCUACUUCACAGAGCCACUCGAAUUUCGGCCUGAACGUUGGCUGACCCCUGAUCAUCCGAAGUUCAAUCCCAUAUAUGCAGGCGAUAACCUCAAGGCCUCUAAACCAUUCAGUCAGGGUCCAAGAGGCUGCCCUGGGGGACCUAUUGCUUCAGCCACUGUUCGCUUGUUGAUGGCCAAGGUCUUAUGGCAAUUUGAUUUGGAAUUUGGAAUAGGUCAACGAGACCUAUCCUUUGAGAAGGAUUAUAAGUUUCUUGCUUUUUGGGACAAACCGGAAUUUCACGUUCGGUUCAAGCCGGUUCAGAGGGCA
Molecule: messenger RNA, 1545 nt
Organism: Clonostachys rhizophaga
Lineage: Eukaryota; Fungi; Ascomycota; Sordariomycetes; Hypocreales; Bionectriaceae
Source: the annotation of a GenBank genome assembly